This is a messenger RNA of Danaus plexippus (monarch butterfly), 2394 nucleotides long. It is a transcript of the gene Cortactin, whose product is annotated as src substrate cortactin. Gene Ontology annotation, molecular function: actin filament binding. The coding region runs from base 212 to 1738 and encodes 508 amino acids. The record is from RefSeq and is a predicted model, not a curated record. NCBI's taxonomy places the organism in Eukaryota, Metazoa, Arthropoda, Insecta, Lepidoptera, Nymphalidae. The transcript is spliced from 12 exons. Gene Ontology annotation, cellular component: plasma membrane; actin filament; cortical actin cytoskeleton. Gene Ontology annotation, biological process: regulation of actin filament polymerization.
UGACACUGACACUAUUCAUGACAAAUCGUCGUGACGCAUCUUGCUCCUUACUCGUAACAAGUUGUUUUCCCUAAUCCUGAAACCCAGCCCAUUAGUAAAUAUAUUUAAAAAAUAUGAAUAAACGCCCUAGUCACACAACUUAAUCUCAAUUGUGUUCUGUGCCAAAGAUAAGGGAAAUUAACUUUCAUUUAGAAACCGGCUUUCUUUAAAGAUGUGGAAAGCGGCCACUGAUGUAGUGGCGCCCACACCGGCCGAGGCUGACGAUUGGGAAACAGAUCCCGACUUUGUGAAUGAUGUCACCGAACAGGAACAACGUUGGGGGCCAGGGGGAAGACAUGUAGAAGCUAUUGAUAUGGCUAAACUCAGAGAGGAAGUUCUGGAAGCAGACAAGCAAAUUAAACAGAAGCAGUACGAGGAAGGGCCCAAACCCUCAUAUGGAUAUGGAGGUAAAUUUGGUGUCCAACAAGACAGGAUGGAUAAAUCAGCGGUCGGGCACGAUUACAUCGGCAAAACAGAGAAGCAUGUCUCGCAGAAAGAUUACGCACAAGGUUUCGGCGGUAAGUUUGGCGUUCAAACUGACCGUAUGGACGCCAGCGCUGUGGGUCACGACUAUGUGGGCGUCGUGUCCAAGCACGCCUCGCAGACCGAUCACAGUAGGGGCUUCGGGGGGAAGUACGGCGUGCAGACUGACAGAGUUGACAAGAGCGCGGCUGGUUGGGAACACAAGGAGCAGAUAGAGAAGCAUCCGUCGCAGAAAGACUACUCGGUCGGCUUCGGAGGCAAGUUCGGUGUACAGGUCGACCGGCAGGACGCCAGCGCCGCCGACUGGGGACACAAGGAACCCACUGCGGCACACGAGUCGCAGACUGAUCACUCCCGCGGUUUCGGUGGUAAGUUCGGGGUGCAGACGGACAGACAGGACGCGUCCGCCGUCGGCUGGGAUCACCAGGAGAAGACGGAGGCUCACGCUAGCCAAGUGGACCAUAAGAAGGGCUUCGGUGGUAAGUUCGGUGUCCAAACUGACAGAGUGGAUAAAUGCGCCCAAGGUUUCGACUCCGUGGAGAAGUCGGGCGGGUACAGUAGACCCAGGCCGGACAUCGGCGGAGCCAAGCCCAGCUCCAUACGAGCCAAGUUUGAGAACAUGGCCAAGGAAAAAGAACAGGAAGCUCUACAAUCCGUUCAGAAAUUAAGACAGGAGAGGCAACAACUAGAUCGUAGUUUGUCAGAAAAAGAAAAACAACGCCUGGAGAAAGAAAAGGAGCAAAAUAAAGAAGAGACGGCCAGCACGAACGUGUUCAAGAAGACUGAAGGUGGUAACGCAGUGCCCGCGGCUGUGCAGGCUGUGCAGGACGCGAGACAAGAGGUGGAGCAGGACGUUAGACAGGACACUGUGCACGAGAGGCAGGAAGUGAAGCAGAGCAACCUGCCGGAUGUGACGCUCGUGGGAGACGCCAAGGACGAAGACAAGGAGGAGCAUCCGCGGCAGCCCACGAUAGUGGUGUCUCCUGUGGGCUGGGAGGGGGAGGGCGAGGGCGAGGCGUGCGAGGCUGACGACGAGGACGGGUACACGGCCCGCGCGCUCUACGACUACCAGGCCGCGGCGCCCGACGAAAUAUCAUUCGACCCCGACGACCUCAUCACCAACAUCGUCAUGAUCGACGAGGGCUGGUGGCAGGGUCUGUGUAAGGGCGCAUACGGCCUGUUCCCGGCUAACUACGUACAGCUACAAGACAAAUAACCAGCAUUCCGUGUAUUGUGUAUAUAAUAAUUACUGUAAGUCAUCAAUGAUUUUGGGUCGUGUUGGAGCUCUUGGUAUACAUUUAUUUAGUUAUUGAAAAGAAUAAGUGAAGUAUAAACACACUCGGUCACCAACCAUCAGCGCCGCGUGCUGCGGGCUGAGUGUUGGUGACUGAAAGUUAUUGGUCAAAACUGUUUUCAAUCCAAAGUCAUUGAGAUAGCUUUAAGGGACGUCAUUGAAAACGAGAAAAUGAGUAGAAAAGAUGGAAUUGUAUGGAAUUUUGAUUAAACAUAGAUAUAAAGAUAUCUGUUAGCGCUCUAGUGAUCACGCGUCUGAAAAAAAUGACGGAAGAUUGAUUGACAUCAAGUAAAUUUAGACCUUAACUGUAUUGUAAUAAAAUUGAAUUUAGAACGACGGAAACAAAUAUGAUGAAGUAAAAAUUUAUUACGGAAAAUAUUUUAAAAUUCGACGUUUAAAUUUAAAAAGGGGACAAAAUAAAAAUAUAGAACUCUAUAAACAAUAAACGAAACAUAUGAAGUGUAACCUCAUUUUAUGGAAUUUAUUAUUAUUGUAUCGCCUAAGUAUUAACAGAAUAUUUUAUUAAAACAUUUAACGCUGUUUUAACAUUUUAUAUAAUAAAUGUAAUGUUGAAGCAA